AUGUCUUCUACCUAUUCACCUGAUCAGUGGAGACUAUUCAUUGAUUCAUCGAAAAUAAGUUUGAAGGCGGUUUUGUUGCAUAAUGGUAACGAAUUUCCAUCUGUACCUCUAGCGCAUGGAGUGCAUCUCGAAGCUCUUCUCGAGUUUGUAGAAAGACAUCGUGACCUCGCCCUUGGACGGGUGAGGUUCAAGGAGGCUCGAGCUUUGGCGGAUCGGCUGUGGCGUGAAUGUGCCGAAUUGCUCAAUCCUUUGGAACCCGCAAGGACUGGCAAAGAAUGGGCGAAGGUAUGGAAUCACCGAAAAUGCAGAGUAAGAGCUAAACUGGUGCAAAUUAAUAGCAGUCAUAGUGCUACGGGUGGUGGCCCAAGUAAUGCACUAACUCUUACUCCAUUGGAGGAAAGAAUUGCCAACAUUAUAAGAAGAGAUGUUGGUCCCCUACUUAAUGUAAGGCAAGAUCAAUUUGCUCAUUCUCAAAAUCCUAUUAUUGAAGAUCAUAAUAAUUAUAUCCUUCUGCCUCCACUUCCAGCUCUUCCUAUUCCUCCACCUCCAGGGAACAAUAGCCAUAAAGAACGGUCAAUAGCCGAUUAUACCAGAAGUACAAAGCCUGUCAAUUUGCGUGUGUCUCAGAAACUAGACGAGCAGCCUCUGCGGAUGAUAGCUUAA
This is a messenger RNA of Diatraea saccharalis (sugarcane borer), 663 nucleotides long. The record is from the annotation of a GenBank genome assembly. Lineage: Eukaryota; Metazoa; Arthropoda; Insecta; Lepidoptera; Crambidae.